Molecule: messenger RNA, 1338 nt
Organism: Lactuca virosa
Lineage: Eukaryota; Viridiplantae; Streptophyta; Magnoliopsida; Asterales; Asteraceae
Source: the annotation of a GenBank genome assembly
UAAGAUCCGUUUGCGUCUCUGAAUAAUUUUUGAUUCACAUCACUGUAAACGGGCAUGAAAAAAUUUGAGCGGCCAAAGGCAUCAAAAGGCGAAGAUAGGAUCGAUUUGAUCAGUAACAUGCCGGAUUCUAUUCUUCUAUUGAUUCUUUCACUUCUUUCAUCGACUGAAGAAGUAAUAAUUCGAAGCAGUAUUUUGUCCAGACGAUGGAGGUAUUUAUGGACUUCAAUUCCCUCCCUAGACUUAUUUUCCCGAUUUCACCGAGAAGACAAAUUAAAAAAAGACGAAUUCAAAGACUUUGUGUUUUGGGUUUUAGCAAACAGAUCCGUCGAUUUGGAUUGUCUUGAUUUAGGUUGUUUCGAUCACUAUACUCUGUCAACAGUGAGGCGGUGGAUUCACAUGGCUGUUACAAGAAACGUGAAACAACUUCACUUGAUGUUUUACCCUCAGGAUGAGAAUGAGGAUGUCGAGAUGCCCCCUUGCCUUGUGAGUUGCGUUUCCUUGGAGGUAUUAGGGUUAAAUUUGAGCUAUCAUCGUCUAAGGUUAACUAAUAUUAUGGGGUUUCCCGCACUUAGAGAUCUUGAUUUGAUCUAUGUUGACUUAUUGGGAGAUAGGGAUGUGGUAAAAGCUUUUUUUGAAAGCUUCCCUUUGCUUGAGGGCUUGAGUUUGAUAUCCUGCUUCAUGAACGAACGUGGUCUUCUUUAUAUUUCAUGCCCAAAGUUAAAAGUGCUGAGAAUUGAAAAUGAAAACGAUGAGUUGAUGUGUGACAGCAUUAAGAUUUGUUGCCCAAAGCUGGUGGAUUUGGAGUUAAGAGGUCUUAUAGCAAAUAAUUUUUUCUUUGAAUGUCUAGACUCAUUGAAUAAAGCUGAGAUUGAGCCUAAAUUGACGGGGAACAUCAAAUCUGUGUUGAUUCCUGGAAUUUCUCAUGUGGAACAUUUGUGGAUCGACCUUUACUUCUUUAGUCAGUGCAUUAAUGCUGCACGUGAUCCGGCUCUACCUAAUCUCAAGACUCUGGCACUAACCACAGGAGUUGAUGCGUUCACCAUGGAUAUCAUUCGAAUUCUCAAAUGUUAUCCCAAAGUAGAGUCUCUCAAGUUAAUUGUUAAAGAGAAAUUUGAUGGACCAGAAGAGUGGGAGUUGCAUGAAGGCGAAGCAAGGAGACUCAUGACUCCAGAUGUGAAGAGGGUUGAGUUUUUUGAAUUUAAGGGAGAAAAGCCGAAAUUCAUUUCAGAUUGGGAGGAAGAUGUAUAUAUAUGGAAAUGGUUUUUAGUUGGGGUACCAAAGCCAAGUACUUUUAGUGUAGAUUAUGAUGUUACAAGCUUUCUGGUAAACCAUAAGUAG